AGAAUAUACUAAAAGUUUCUUAAUUUUGAAUUGAAUACGAUUUUAUUGAAGAUGAUGAAGAAAAUAAUUGUUUUUGCGCUCGUUCUGGCGUUAUUUGGAAUUUGCAAUGCUAAUUCCCCUUUUGAGAUAGUAGCCAAAGCAGGAAAGCGUCGAGCUCGAAACAAAGGAGGAAAAAAGAUAGAUGUGUGUGAUGCAAAACAACAAGACAUGUGUACAAAAAAUUCCAAGAGUCUCUGGGCGGAAUCGAAAAAAGGCGAAUGUGCAAAGAGAGAAUGUAUUUUCAAUCCCACAACUGGGGUUACUCAACAUCCUCAAUCAAUGUACUACAGAUUUAAUCCUAAUCUUAUCAAAACCUCCUCAAGAAAAAUUCUUUAUUCUUUCAAAGAAAUAAAAGGAGAAGUUUGCUCAAUAAAAAACCAGCCUUGUUCGUGUCGAAAUGAAGAAAAAUGUCAUUGUGAAAGCGACUCGGCUAAAUUCUGCAAGCAGCAGUAUAGAAUUGAAAGAAAUUACUUCAUUGUUUAUAAUUCUGAAGGACUGAGAGUAUCAACAGUCUAUCAGCAACCACAAGAGCAGCAGCAAACAAACCAAUACGGAUCUCAGUACACUGGAGGCCAGCAAUAUCCAAGCAACUUCGAGCAAUUCCAACAUUAUCAACCACAAGCCAGGACCGGAGAAGUUGGACAUGUUGAUGAUGACAGUGACGAAAACAAACCAAAGGCCCAAACUAAAGUUAGAUCUGGAGAGAUUGGAAACGCUGGCAACGGAUACGGUAUGGGAGGUGCUGCUCAGUAUUACAGUGCUGGACAAUCUCAUCAAUAUAAUCCUAUGAUGCAAUUCCAAGGACAGCAAGGCUAUUAUCCGUCAAACCAGCAACAAGCACCAUCCUACCCCACCGGAAGCCAAAAUUCUCAGUCUGAUAUGAUGAGAUUCCAAAUGCUGGCACAAAACCUUCAAGCACAAAAGUUUCAAGGUGGAUUCCCACAAAUGAAUGGAUACCCUUCAUCUGCUUACCCCCAACCACAACAAAACCCACAAGGUUUCUACCCACCGCAGCAAAACUAUUAUCCUUCCACUCAAGGGGUAGUAGGUACAAACAUGGCAGGGCAACCAUAUGGAGCAGGUGGUCAUCCAUUCUCACCUCCUAUGAAUAGCCAACAGUACUAUCCUGCACCCCCAGCACCCUCUGCACCAAUGGAAGAAAACCAAGAGGAAGACCCAGGACAGGAAAGAAGUUUGGACGAUGGUAACACUGAGACAUAUGAUUCAUCUUCCACGGAAAAUCAACAUGACCAGCCUACUCAACAGUACCAGAAUACUUACUAUUACCCACAGCAGCAGCAACAGCAACAAGGUUACCAAUAUCCCCAAACUUACAUGCCACAAAGCCAUAUGCCACAAAUGCCACAAAAUCAUAUGCCACAGGCACCAAUGGGACACGCUCAAGGAGGCAUGGCCAGCUCAGCCAUGCUCCGGUAUCUCAUGUUCCAAGGUGGCGCAUCGUCUAACGGCAACUCUUUCUUGACGCUUCUUCCAUAUCUGAUGCAAAAUCCACAUUUCUCUCAGAUGAUCAGAUUUGAAACAUUAUACAUCAUGGUACCAGAUGGAUGCAAAUGUCAAAAAGGAGCACCUAAUGUUCAGCAAACUAGCACACCACAAAGGCCAAACUUCAAUUUUUGGGGACAACCUCAAUAUCAACAACAAUAUAGUCCGUAUUCAAAUUACCCAUCAUACCAACAAGGAUCUCAAGGCUAUUCUCAACAACCAAGUUACCCUCAAUACCAAGACCCAUCAGCAAAUCUUUAUUCACAAGGCAUGCAAAGAAGUUUUGGCGGUAUGGGUGGUAUGGGAAGUAUGUUUUAUAAUCCAUAUGCUCAGCCAAAUCAACCCACAAGACAAAGAUCGCCUCGAACCCCAAGAAAAAGACAGUCAAGAAAAAGAGAUAAUAAAAAAGAUAAUAAGGAUGACAAAAAGAAGAAAGAUGACAAAGACGACAAAAAAUCCAGUUCAUAGUCGAAAAUUUUAAUUUUUUUAGUUUUUUAUAUUCACUGAAUUUAUCAAAAAUACUAUAUAUUUUUGUUUUUCUUUUUUUAUAUCUCUAUACAAAGUAGACAUUGUUGAAAAUUUCUUUUGUGUCAACUUAAGCUAUGU
Molecule: messenger RNA, 2148 nt
Organism: Styela clava
Lineage: Eukaryota; Metazoa; Chordata; Ascidiacea; Stolidobranchia; Styelidae
Source: RefSeq, a predicted model, not a curated record